AUGGACUUUCUUCAUAGGAAUGGAGUGCUCAUUAUUCAGAAUUUGCAAAAGAACUAUCAAGCUCCCGACAGUGUUCUACAAAGUUUUGUGUCCAAUGUUGGAAACCCUCAGAAUAUCUUUUCCAUUUAUUUUCCAUUUUGGUUUUAACUUAAUCAGACAAUUGGAACCAAGAUAAUCUGGCUAGCAGUCAUUGGGGAUUGGUUCAAUGUAAAUGGAAGUCCAUCUGGCCAUGUGAUGGGCUCUUCCUGUGUCUGGUAUAUCAUGGGAACAGCUGCCCUGAGCCACAUUGUCAACUAAAUGGAUAAGCUGUCUACCAUUCUGCACAGACUGACUUGGUCAAUUCUUUGGAAUUUUUUUUGGUUGAUUCAAAUCAGUAUCUGCAUCUCCAAAGUAUUCAUAGCAACACAUUUUCCUCAUCAAGUUGUUCUUGGAGUAUUUGGAGGUAAACAUGAUCACUUACCUAUAGCUGUAUGGUGUAAAAUCCUCAAUAUCAUUUGUCUUAUGCUACCAACACUGAGCUUCCGGCUGUUCUGCAUCAUGGCAUCCUUAGUCACAUUGCAGCUCUACAAUUUCAUCAAGAUCCCCACUCAUACCAUACAUUUAUUUUACCUCUUAUCUUUCUGUAAAAGUGCAACCAUCCCCCUGGCUGUGGUUGCUCUGGUUCCCUACUGUAUUUACCUGUUUUCAUUAAUAUGUGAAUAA
Erinaceus europaeus (western European hedgehog) is the source of this 702-nucleotide messenger RNA. RefSeq names its product glucose-6-phosphatase catalytic subunit 2 (gene G6PC2). The record is from RefSeq and is a predicted model, not a curated record. Gene Ontology annotation, molecular function: glucose-6-phosphatase activity. Gene Ontology annotation, biological process: glucose 6-phosphate metabolic process; gluconeogenesis. NCBI's taxonomy places the organism in Eukaryota, Metazoa, Chordata, Mammalia, Eulipotyphla, Erinaceidae. Gene Ontology annotation, cellular component: membrane.